Messenger RNA from Closterium sp. Yama58-4, 312 nucleotides. The record is from the annotation of a GenBank genome assembly. Lineage: Eukaryota; Viridiplantae; Streptophyta; Zygnematophyceae; Desmidiales; Closteriaceae.
AUGACAGUAGGGAUGGCCGGAAUGAGAUUAGGGAUGGGCGGAACAAGAGUAGGUCGCAGCUACGUCGCGAAAUCUUCGCCACACUUCGGCAUCCUCGCCGCAUCCCGCCUGCCCGUCGCAACGCCACGUGAGCAGCCCAUUCGUCACGCUGCAGCCUCGCUGCCACCUCGCCGUAUCGCGAACGUCGCUCCCUACGCGCCACGCCACCUCAACUAUCAGUUACUGAGGGAGAUGGGAGCACUUGAAGUGGGCGAGGACCGUGACUUUGCAGGGCUGGGAAGCAGAGACGGAGUGGAGCAGUGGCUCCGCACG